This is a messenger RNA of Ogataea philodendri, 1008 nucleotides long. RefSeq lists its product as uncharacterized. Lineage: Eukaryota; Fungi; Ascomycota; Pichiomycetes; Pichiales; Pichiaceae. The record is from RefSeq and is a predicted model, not a curated record. Bases 1 to 1008 code for a protein of 335 amino acids. The transcript has a single exon.
AUGGUGCUCUCAUUGAAAAGAGGAUCAUCUGUGAACGCGGAGCAGGAUAAAGAAAACACUUUUUCCGAGUCUCUGUCGUAUCCAGCACGCAAAAAGCCUUGUCAUCUGGCAUCAAAUAAGGGGGGCUUGCUCUACACACGUAGUUGCAAGAACUCGUCUAGCGAGGAUGAGUCUUCUGAAGACGAAAGUUCAAGAAGACCCACCACUCUCAAGGACAGAAAUCGGCUCAGAAACAAGAGAAGAAAUCACAGAGAGCUUCUGAAGAACUCGCUUUCUUCUCCGUUACUGGAUCUCAAAAUCUCCAAAGCUGUGAGUCAAUACAGUGACGAUGAAGAUAGUCACGACUCUAAGCCUUGUGAUUCCAGAGGCUCUACUGAAGCCACCUCAAAUAAUGGUAUGUUCAGCAGAAGAAGCUCAGUGGUGACUUCUCCAGCCAACGUUUCACAAACGGUUUCUCUUGAAAUGAGUCCAAAAUCAAGACACAGUCUUCCAAACUCGGACUUUGCAGCUAGAAGUCGCUGUUUCGAGUAUCUUGUCGGUGCUAUCGACGAGGCUUGGGCCAGAUACUGUGAUGCAACGGCAGUUGACGAGGACGAAGUUUACGGGUAUGAUGGAGGCAGCGCCAUUCCACAGACCCCCAAUUCCAUUGCUCUCACUUCUGAUGAAGAGGAAGGAUACAAGUCGGAGAUUUCCACACAUACUAAUAUUACAGAGUACGAAAGUGAUUAUCCUGCAGAGGCUCCAAAGCAAGCCACUCGUCGUGUUUCCGAGGUCCCAGCCAACGUUCGGUUGCAGCAAUUGAAAGAUAGAUUGAUCAAAACCAAAUACUAUCUUCAGGACUUUGUCGAUUCCGACAACAUAAACGAGUGUCUGCUGUUUUGGAAGAAGUGGGAUUUAAUCAAAUAUGCCACCAUUGAGUUGGUUGAAGACGACGACGACGACGAGGUUAUCGAAUCUACUAUCGAGGAGCUCGAAUCUGGUCGUUACUUUGCCUCCAUUGGUGCCUAA